CAGCGCACUCCAAGCUGGCAGCAGCAGCAAAGUGCAAACCCAACAUGAAGCCGUGUCCGUACAGCUCGCUGGCAAUUGCUGACGACGCGGCGAUUCUCGCAGCCGACGACAACUGCCCACCGACGGCGCCUGUCUGCUUGCUCAACAAGCAGUGCGUCCCGCGCAACUACAGCGUCAAUGCGCUACUCAACAUGCUGUCGACGGAUCAGACGGAUUCGAGUGCGACCCACACGGCCACGUACUCGUUCGCCGCCGUUGGCAACGUCACCAACUACGCCAACGCGACGCUCGGGUUUGACUGCGGCGGCGGGUACCUCGACCUCUCCCAGCUCCUGUUGCCAAACACGCUCUACAGCACGAGGUUGAGCCGCCCCUCCAUAGCCAUGAACCAUUGUAAGCUACGCUCACUCUCACCGACGAUUGCGUGGCCGUCCAACCUCGAGUGCUUACUGCUGUCCGGCAGCGAGCUGGAUGCGCUGCCCCCGAACCUCCCGCCGACCCUUCGCGCACUACGGCUCAAUGGCAACCACAUCCAAGAUGUCACUGCACUACGACCGCUGUCGUUGACAUAUUUAGACCUGCGCGGCAACGCGCUUACAUCGCUCGACGACAUGUACUGGCCCGCUCUUACGUGCUUGGAACUCAGCGGCAACGGCGCCCUCCAGAGCAUCAAAAACUUGACGCUCACGAGCGCGAUCGACAAAUUUGGCGCCAUGUCGACUGCUCUUCGCGAGAUCUCGAUCGAUGCGACAACAUACGUGGCACUCCGUCGCCUCCGACCGUCCUUCCUCGACUACGCUUCCUCUGGCGAUGCGUCAUUCGAUACCAACGUCCCCAGCGCCUCGUGUGGCACCACAGAGGGCGGUGCGCUCCAACCGCUUUGGUCCCGGGACUCUCUGUACGCGUGGUCAGCGUGCGUCGUGACGCCAAUUAAAGCAUCGCCCCCUGACCCCACUCCGAUGCGAACAUUGGCCCCCGACCCGACCCCAAGUGCCGGACACGGCUAUGACUGGGCGAUUGUUGCUGCCGCCGUCGCAGGAUUGCUGGCGCUUCUCGGCACAGCCUUCGUUCUCUACAAGCGCCGACGCCGCUACGCCGAAGUCGAGACGUCCGAUGGACUGGCCACCGAACUCGAUGUGCUCGAACCUAUUCGCAUCUCCAUCCGCGACGUGACCUACGUCGAGAGACUCAGCGAAGGCGCGUUCGGCGAGAUCUGGCGCGGCUCGCUUCGUGGACGGGCGGUUGCCAUCAAACGGCUGCUUCCGACGCGCGGCAGUGUCGAGGACAUUCGCAGCUUUGUCGCUGAGCUCGAACUCAUGAACCGGUUCCAGUGCCCACAGAUCGUCGCCUUGUACGGUGUUGCGUGGACCCGACCCCGUGACCUCGCCGCCGUGCUCGAGCUCAUGGACCUCGGCGACCUCAAAGCCCACUUGGCUUUGCAUGGUAGCUUGGACUGGGCGUGGAAGCUCCGCGUCCUCCGCGAUGUGGUCGACGCCCUAGUCUAUAUGCACUCGAUGAACGUCAUCCACCGCGACCUCAAGUCGAGGAAUAUCCUACUGGACUCGACGAAAGGCGCCAAAGUGAGUGAUUUCGGCGUCUCGAAAGAAGAUUUUCAGGAAACUAUGACCAUGAGCGUGGGCACGUACCGGUGGAUGGCGCCCGAGAUACUCAAGGACGACCACUACACGAUCGCCGCCGACAUCUUUUCGCUGGGAAUGAUCUUGUCGGAGCUCGACACGCACGAGAUUCCGUAUGCGAACGCAAUGAACCCGACGACGGGCAAGCCGUACGUGGACACUGCGAUCGUGGGUCUCGUGAUCGCGGGGUCGAUCCAGCCGACGUUCACAGCGUCGUGUCCAACGUGGGUCCGCCAGCUCGCAACGCAGUGUUUGAUGUACAACCCAAUCGACCGACCGUCAGCGCCAGAGGUAGCGUUCUCGUUGUCGUCGAUCUCGUAGUACUAUUUGAGACCAAAGACAACACGAUGCGUACAUGAGCCGGAUGACACGGACUAUUUACUUGGAUG
Saprolegnia diclina VS20 is the source of this 2026-nucleotide messenger RNA. Its product is annotated as TKL protein kinase. Gene Ontology annotation, molecular function: protein kinase activity; protein binding; ATP binding. The record is from RefSeq and is a predicted model, not a curated record. The coding region runs from base 45 to 1958 and encodes 637 amino acids. Gene Ontology annotation, biological process: protein phosphorylation. Lineage: Eukaryota; Oomycota; Saprolegniomycetes; Saprolegniales; Saprolegniaceae. The transcript is spliced from 13 exons.